Molecule: messenger RNA, 1113 nt
Organism: Symbiodinium sp. CCMP2592
Lineage: Eukaryota; Dinophyceae; Suessiales; Symbiodiniaceae
Source: the annotation of a GenBank genome assembly
AUGACGGCAAGCGGUAUGCUUUCCGAGGAGCUGCUUGGGCAGGACGGGGACAAAGCUGCGAUGCGGCAGGAGGCGAUCAAGAAGCAAGCCAUUCCAGUUUUGACGGGCAUCAGCCUCCUCACGGCGGUCCUGGCAGGUUGUUUACUGCUGCUGGCGCCCGAGCUCCUAACCAUGGGAGUGUUGGCCUACUGUCUGGGGCUCAGACAUGCUGUCGAUGCAGACCACAUCGCUGCGAUCGACAACGUCACUCGGAGGCUCACCACCGGGGGAAGGCGGCCUGUUACUGUGGGCUUCUUCUUCGCUUUGGGCCACUCGACGGUCGUCGUAAUCGUGUGCGCGCUGCUGGCGCUGCCGAGCCCGCAGGUGCAUGAAGCCGUGAGGAGAGCAGAAUCGAGUGGUGGUCUUCUUGGAGCUACAAUCUCAGGUAGUUUCUUGGUGACCAUCGCAGUCGUCAAUUUUUUCCUUCUGCGGCGGCAAGUGCAGUCGUGGAAAGAGCAAAGCAGAUACGGCGAGCACGAGCACACUGUGGCUGGCAUGUGCAUGACCUGCUGCCCGGGCAUGUUCAACGGAAUCACAGCUCCGUGGCAGAUGUAUCCUGUGGGUAUUGCAUUUGGCUUGGGCUUUGAUACCUCGAGCGAGGUUGCAGUACUGGCCAUGGUCGGCCUUGCACAUAGCCUUGCACACCCAGUUUUCAUCAUGCUCCUCCCGCUGAUGUUCUUGGCAGGCAUGUGUCUUAUAGACACCAUCAAUGGACUGCUUAUGGCUUUAGUCUACGGAUCUGGAGCCGACGGCAGCAUGCAGCGACUGUAUUACAACAUGUUCUUGACAGGAACAUCCGCUGUGAUUGCCUUGACCGUCGGGGCGCUAGAGCUACUAGGUGCUUUUGCGACACACGAAGGUCUCCACGGCACAUCAUGGAGAUUUAUCGUGGAGCUCAACAACAACUUCGAGAUAGUUGGCAUGAUCAUCAUCUUGUUCUUCCUGUCAAGUGCGGCCACAGCCUUUUGCUGCUUCAAGUUCGCUUUCCCCGGCGGCAAGGCCCCAGAGCCGGUACGCCAAGACCUUCUGAAAUACAUUCAGAACGGGGAGUUCAUCGACCGAUCGGGAGUUUGA